This is a messenger RNA of Cokeromyces recurvatus, 1092 nucleotides long. Its product is annotated as peptidase M24, structural domain-containing protein. Gene Ontology annotation, biological process: proteolysis. The transcript is spliced from 10 exons. Lineage: Eukaryota; Fungi; Mucoromycota; Mucoromycetes; Mucorales; Mucoraceae. The record is from RefSeq and is a predicted model, not a curated record. Gene Ontology annotation, molecular function: metalloaminopeptidase activity. Bases 15 to 1088 code for a protein of 357 amino acids.
UUAUAUAUUACAUAAUGGCUACUGACACGCAACAUAUUUGUCUUACAGAAGGUUGUGGUAAGCCUGCCACACUCAAGUGUCCUGUUUGUAUCAAAUUGAAGCUUGAAGAUGCCUAUUUUUGUUCUCAAGAUUGCUUUAAGAAAAAUUGGUCAAAGCACAAAUUAGUCCAUGACGCUAAAUUAAAAAGUGAACCUCAUGAUCCUUUCCCAAAUUACCGUUAUACUGGUGAACUCCGUGCUGUUUACCCUCUCUCACCUAGACGUCAUGUACCUGAACAUAUUAUGCGACCUGAUUAUGCCGAAACCAGUAUUCCUGUUUCCGAACAAAAUGUUCGUAUGAGUUCCACCAUUAAGGUUUUAAAUGCUGAAGAAAUUGAAGGCAUGCGUAAAGUUUGUAAGAUUGCUCGUGAAGUCCUUGAUAUAGGUGCCGCUGCUAUUCGACCUGGCAUCACUACAGAUGAGAUUGAUGAAAUUAUUCAUAAUGCCACUAUUGAACGUGGUGCCUAUCCUUCACCUUUAAAUUAUUAUCAAUUCCCUAAAUCUGUUUGCACAUCUGUCAAUGAAGUUAUUUGUCAUGGUAUACCUGACAAAAGACCUUUAAAGGAUGGUGAUAUUGUUAACCUCGAUGUUACAUGUUAUUAUAAUGGUUUUCAUGGUGACAUGAAUGCUACUUAUUGCGUUGGUAACGUCGAUGAAAAGGGUAAAAAAUUGAUUAAUACUGCUAGAGAAUGUUUAGAGAAAGCCAUUGCUAUGGUUAAGCCGGGCAUUAGAUAUCGCGACUUUGGUAAAGUCAUUGAAGAGCAUGCCAAAAAGAAUGGAUUUUCUGUCGUUCGUACUUUUAGUGGACAUGGUAUUAAUCAACUUUUCCAUUGCGCACCUAACGUGCCUCACUAUAAUGGUAAUAAGGCUGUAGGUAUUAUUAAGCCUGGUCAUUGUUUCACUAUUGAACCUAUGAUUUGUGAAGGUGGCUGGAGAGAUGAAAUUUGGCCUGAUAACUGGACUGCUGUUACAGUGGAUGGAAAGCGUUCUGCUCAAUUCGAACAUACUUUACUUGUUACAGAGAAUGGCGUUGAGAUUUUAACAAAAUAAUUCC